Messenger RNA from Cucumis melo (muskmelon), 2173 nucleotides. RefSeq lists its product as uncharacterized. Bases 810 to 2030 code for a protein of 406 amino acids. The record is from RefSeq and is a predicted model, not a curated record. NCBI's taxonomy places the organism in Eukaryota, Viridiplantae, Streptophyta, Magnoliopsida, Cucurbitales, Cucurbitaceae. The transcript is spliced from 7 exons.
GAAUUUGUGUGGUAGUGAAGAAAGAGAAAAUUCUGCUGCUUUUGGAAAAGGAAAAGAAAGUGAAGUGCAAGCAAUUGUAUGGGAAGAGGAACCAGCUUUGCAGGUGAAACAACAUAACAUUGAAAAAGAUUCAUCCCAAGCUUGUCUGGUUGAUUCUCCUCCUCUGUUUCUUCCAUAGCCAGAAGAAUUCUGUAAAGCAAAAUCAUUAAUCAAAAUUCAAACCAAAACCCACCUCAAUUUCAUGUCAUCCAUCUUCUUCACACAAGCCCAAUCAAAUGCCCAUUUUUGCUUCUUUCUUUUUCAAUCCUUGUAAGAAAGAAAAAGAAAACAACCCAUUUCCUUUUUUAGUUUCUCGAGCCUUUUGACCAGUUUUCUAUUCGUAUUCAGACAAUCCCAGCCCAUCUGGGUCCUUUUCUUUUUUAAAAAACAAAUUUAAAAGAAAUUUGGUGUUCUCCAAUUUCUCUAUCUGUCAGAAAAUCGCCAUUAACGAAGCGAAGAUGCUUUUCGAAUGGAGAAAAGCUAUAUAUAUUAUAGAAUGUUGAAAAUGGCGGAUACUGUGUAGAAAUAUUUAUGGGUUUUUGUUUUUGAAGAGAAUGGUUCGUUCUGUUUUGUAAGGACAUGCAGAGUGUUCGAAGCAGAGGAAGAAGAAGUUAAGUGUUAAGUUAAGAAGCUCUGUUGAAUUUUUUUUGUUUUGUUUUUGCCCUAAUACGACAAUCCCAAUACGUACAAACGCACGUAUUCUUCUACCAAAACGACACUCCAAAACAUUCCGUUGAUCUGGCUGUUUUCCUUUCCCUUUCUUCCUCUCAAUGUUAUUAGCGGCUUUUGUUGCUUCAUUUCUCCUCGCUUCGACCUCUUUUCUUCUGUCGGCGCCGCCCAUUACGGCGGAGAAUUUCAAACCCGCCACCUUAGAGUACCAGAAACUGAAUAACGUUAAAGCCUACUUAAAGAACAUCAAUAAACCCCCCAUCAAGAUAAUUCAGAGCCCAGAUGGAGAUUUAAUUGAUUGUGUGCUUUCUCAUCUUCAACCUGCUUUUGAUCACCAUAAGCUCAAAGGACAAUUGCCAUUGGAUCCACCAGAGAGGCCAAGAGGUUACAACUCCUCAGCUGAUUCUGUUGCUGAGAGCUUCCAGCUAUGGCGGCAGACUGGUGAAUCAUGUCCUGAAGGAACUGUUCCCAUUAGAAGAACAACAGAACAAGACAUUUUAAGAGCAAGUUCUGUUCAAAGAUUUGGAAGAAAGCCUUUAAAAUCUAUCAGAAGGGAUUCAACAGGCAGUGGCCAUGAGCAUGCUGUUGUGUUUGUUAAUGGAGAACAAUACUAUGGAGCAAAAGCGAACAUAAAUGUUUGGGCACCUCAUGUGAGUGAUCAAUAUGAGUUCAGCUUGUCUCAAAUUUGGGUUAUUUCAGGAUCAUUCAAUCAUGAUUUGAACACCAUCGAAGCUGGCUGGCAGGUUAGUCCUGAGUUAUAUGGAGAUAAUUAUCCUAGAUUCUUCACAUAUUGGACAACAGAUGCAUACCAAGCAACAGGUUGUUACAACUUACUGUGUUCAGGUUUUGUUCAAACCAAUAACAAGAUUGCCAUAGGAGCUGCAAUAUCUCCAAGAUCUUACUACAAUGGCAGACAAUUUGAUGUGGGUUUAAUGAUUUGGAAGGAUCCGAGGCAUGGAAACUGGUGGCUGGAAAUAGGGCAAGGUCUUUUAGUAGGGUACUGGCCAGCAUUUUUGUUCAGUCACUUGGGAAGCCAUGCCAGCAUGAUCCAAUUUGGAGGAGAAAUAGUAAACACAAGAUCAACAGGCUUCCACACAUCAACACAAAUGGGAAGUGGCCAUUUUGCUGAAGAAGGAUAUGGAAAAGCUUCUUAUUUCAGAAACUUGCAAAUAAUUGAUUGGGACAACAGCUUGCUUCCUGUUUCAAAUCUUCAUUUAUUGGCUGAUCAUCCAAAUUGUUAUGAUAUAAGACAAGGAAAAAACAAGCUUUGGGGCAAUUAUUUUUACUAUGGAGGUCCUGGUAGAAAUGUACACUGUCCAUGAGCAGAUUUACUAUGGCAUAGAUUUUUAUUUUUGGGAAUUUUAUUUUUGGGAAUUUUAUUUCUUACCCACUUUUUCUAUAGGCCUUCUUCAGAAUGUUUUGGGUUGCUGUUAUUAUUGUUAAUUUAUAUAUAUUUUUUGGUUUA